AUGGGUAUCAGCGGGCUCUGGGAAGAAGUGUCGGCGGCGUUCCGGCCGCGGGUGACGCUCGAGCGGUUCGUCGUCGACUUCCUCGCCGCACACGGGCGCCCGCCCACGGUGGCGGUGGACGCGUUCAUCUUUCUCCAGGGCAGCGGCGCCGUCCGCAACAUCUUGAUCAAGAUGAUGAACUUGGUGGCGCUCAAAGUCGGGGUGGUGGUGGUGUUUGACGGGCGCUUCAAGCCGGCCAAGCUCCGCAACGAGGGCAGCCCCAUCCCCGACUGGCAGGCGGAGCACGCGGCGUUCAGCCAGCUGACCGAGGACGACUGGGAGGAGGACCUGAGCAGCGUCCGCCAGCUCAAAGCGCAUUUUCGGCAGUUUGGCAUCGACUACUUCCAGGCGCCGGGCGAAGCUGAGGCCCAGUGCGCCCUAUUCCAGAAAUGGGGGGUCGUCGACUACGUCGUCACCAACGACCUGGACGUGUUCGUGUUUGGCGCUACCAAAGUGCUCCGCAACUUCAACAAGUACCCCGCCGACAUCAUGGGCAACUCGCCGCACAAUCUCCACAAGGUCGGCGCCUCCAAGCACUACUGGGUGACGCCGGUGCACAUGGACGAUAUCGAGGCCCAGUUUGGCCUCACGCGGGACAGACUAGUGUUUCUCGCCUCGCUCAGAGGCGGCGACUACUCGCUGGGGGUGACCCAGAUCGGCAUCAAAAACGCGUUGCGCUUGGCUGUCUGCGGCUCAGAGGCCCACACCAAGUUGGUGACCACCACUGCUGCCUUGGCCAAGGACAAAAAGGCUCAAGGAGACGUCGACUUGGACGACGUGGCUACCCUCGCUCGCGCCUGUUUUGGCGACCGCAGCCCCACCAAGCUCUUCCACAACCAGCUGUGGCCCCAGGUGGACCACGACAUGAUCGACACCGUCGACCGCUUGGUGGCGACAAUGGUGGGCCGCUAUAACCGCCGGGUGUUUGGCCGCUUGGUUAAAGCGGCCGCUGACAUCGUGCUUGACUGCGACUUGUACCGCUUGUACUUGGCGCCGAUCGUCGCCCCCGGGUUGUACCGGUUUGACACCAGCACCGUGUCUGGCUGCGACUGCGAUACGCUCAGAUUGCCCCAGGGGAUGGUGGUCACCGAGCCCGGCGGCGAGAUCAUCCCCCGCUACCACCGCGAUCGGCGCAUCGGCGACACCUACGUCGAGUACAGCACUGACAACCGCAUAUGCCACCAGGAGUUCUCGGGCGAGAACACUCACCCCUGCCGCGUGUCCAUCGGGAAUGGGUACUGGCUCACGGUGAAGCUCACGGUGCUCUUGUGCAUCAUCCACUGCCACGAGUUGGCUGUCGACUUGUCCGGGUUCUCCGUACAAGCGGAGACGACGAUGGAAGGGGUCCACAUGCACUGCGUGGUGUACGACGCUCCCAUGUUGCUUGAGCGAUUCCCUGAGGCCAGCGAGAACCGGACGAAGAAACGACCAGCUACACCGGAUAACCACGUCUAUAUCCCGCUGGCGCUCCUCGACCACUUCGCCCCGCACCUAGCGGAAGCCUACCAGCACCAGCUUAAGGCGCAAGAGCGCAAGCGCAGCCCGUUCAAGACUUUGGACUCGUUCAACAUGUGCACGCCCAAACCGCAGACGCCGCCGCCGUCGCUGCCGCCUCGCAAGCGCAAAAAGACCACCACGAAGAAGCCCGCCAAACUCCAGAUUGGUCAGCAGAGCAUCGACUCGUUUUUUUUAGGCCGGGGUAACUCGCCGACCGCUCCAGGAGCGCCGCGGCAGUUCCGGCUCAACACGCCGCCCGUGCUCGAGGCCCCCUCGUCCUCGCAGCGCCGGUCGCCGUGCUGGGACAGUCUGCCGAUUCUCCGGGGCCACCGGCCGCCGCCUGAGCUCGGCGAGAUCAAAAUACCCUUACUUUCCGUGCCUUUACUCCACCACGACGACAGCGACGACCCCUGGCUCCAACUCCGGUCGCCGCUGUACACCCAGGACAGCGAAGUGCUGCUGGUGUCAUAG
This is a messenger RNA of Diutina rugosa, 2007 nucleotides long. Its product is annotated as crossover junction endodeoxyribonuclease. The record is from RefSeq and is a predicted model, not a curated record. Bases 1 to 2007 code for a protein of 668 amino acids. Gene Ontology annotation, molecular function: 5'-3' exonuclease activity; 5'-flap endonuclease activity. Lineage: Eukaryota; Fungi; Ascomycota; Pichiomycetes; Serinales; Debaryomycetaceae. The transcript has a single exon. Gene Ontology annotation, cellular component: cytoplasm; nucleus.